AAGCCUGCCCGUGCAGGAAGCUCCCAAGGUAGCUUCUGUAUCAAGGAGACCGAGGCCCACGAGCCUCUCCUCCAGGAGAAUCCUCACCGAUUCGUCCUCUUCCCCAUCAAGUAUCACGAGAUCUGGCAGAUAAUUGAUCUCUCGAAGGAUUUGCACGACUGGAACAACCGUCUCAAUGAUGACGAGCGUUACUUUAUCUCCCACCGCUUCAGCGGCGAGGUUCAGAUUCCUGAAGCUCGCUGCUUCUAUGGAUUCCAGAUCAUGAUGGAGAACAUUCACUCCGAGACAUACUCUUUGCUCAUUGACACCUACAUCAACGAGCCCAAGCAACGUACCUACCUGUUUGAUGCUAUUGAUAACAUUCCUUGCAUUCGCAAGAAGGCUGACUGGGCUCUUCGCUGGAUCUCCGACAGAGAAUCCACAUUCGCUCAGCGACUGGUUGCAUUCGCUGCUGUUGAGGGUAUUUUCUUCUCUGGCUCAUUUGCGUCCAUCUUCUGGCUGAAGAAGCGCGGCUUGAUGCCUGGUCUUACUUUCUCCAACGAGUUAAUUUCCCGUGACGAGGGUCUUCACACUGACUUUGCCUGCUUGCUCUUCUCUCACCUCAACGUUCGCCCAAGCCCUCAGGUGGUUGAGAAUAUCAUUAUCGAUGCUGUUUCAAUCGAGCAGGAGUUUCUGACGGACGCGCUUCCUUGCGCCCUGCUCGGCAUGAACUCUAAGCUAAUGUGCCAGUAUAUCGAGUUUGUUGCCGACCGUUUACUCGUUGCUCUCGGCAACAAGAAGUACUACAACUCCACCAACCCCUUUGACUUCAUGGAGAACAUUUCCCUUGCUGGCAAGACCAACUUCUUCGAGAAGCGUGUUGGUGACUACCAAAAGGCUGGUGUCAUGAACAGCACCAAGAAAGACAAGGAAGCCGAAAAGAAAGAAGACAAUGCUGGCGGUCUUAGCUUCGAUGAAGACUUUUAGACCUGAAGCACUCUUUCUUGAAAUUUUCUUACGGAUAUCAGCGGGCUGUACAUGGCGUUGUCUCAUUUUCUUUGUAAACGAUUUGCUUUGCUUUUCUUAUGUCAUACCUCGAUGAGCUCAAUACACGGGUCCGGCGGCGUUAGUUAGGAUUUUGUCUUGCAUUUUAUUAUAUGCCCGGUGGUUCUUGUGUGACUGUAAUUAGCAUUAAUCCCAAUGUGGAUUUGGAUAUGUGAACCACGUGGACCAUGUAGGGAAUAUCAAUUGAUAGUAUAUUACAUCUAUAUACAGACAUAUUCGAAACCUCCA
This is a messenger RNA of Talaromyces proteolyticus, 1272 nucleotides long. Its product is annotated as ferritin-like superfamily. The transcript has 5 exons. Gene Ontology annotation, molecular function: oxidoreductase activity. Gene Ontology annotation, biological process: deoxyribonucleotide biosynthetic process. Lineage: Eukaryota; Fungi; Ascomycota; Eurotiomycetes; Eurotiales; Trichocomaceae. The record is from RefSeq and is a predicted model, not a curated record. The annotation marks the transcript as partial.